Molecule: messenger RNA, 444 nt
Organism: Aspergillus pseudoviridinutans
Lineage: Eukaryota; Fungi; Ascomycota; Eurotiomycetes; Eurotiales; Aspergillaceae
Exons: 1
Coding region: 1-444 (147 amino acids)
Source: RefSeq, a predicted model, not a curated record
AUGUUCCCUUUCCGCCCAGUCAACCUUCCACCCCAUGUGCUGGUUACAAGCACCACCAUCAUAGGCCUGAGCCUCUAUGUCUCACUAUUUCGCAAGUCGCCCUUGAAACAUCUCACUGGACGCGACGUCUUCGUACCAGCACCUUCUACGCCUCGAGUCGCAGACACCAAUGCCCUCUUCGGCGUCGUAGCAUGUGCCCUGCAGCUGCCGUAUUUCCUCUGCUCGUACAUGCCCAUUGAAGAAAAUCAGUGGCUGCACGUCACUGUGCCGGUUAGACUGGCUGUUUCUGCAGCUCUUGGUGUGAAUCUCCUCUUCCGCGGGCGCCGCAUGAGUGAGGAGGGUUUGUGGGAGUUUUUGGCGCUGGGAGUUACAGAUUUGGUGGGUGCUGUGAUGCUUGGGUGGGAGUUGGGGAGGUUUGAUGGGAUGGUGUCGGGAUUUGAGUAA